Molecule: messenger RNA, 2529 nt
Organism: Lachancea sp. 'fantastica'
Lineage: Eukaryota; Fungi; Ascomycota; Saccharomycetes; Saccharomycetales; Saccharomycetaceae
Source: the annotation of a GenBank genome assembly
AUGGUCACAAAACUUGAACUAUUGGUAUCCUCUGAAGACGAAUAUGUGUCUCUUUUGACACAGAUGCAGCGUCUGCUAGAGCCCCGUCAAAUGAAUGGCACUACAACCAAUACGUCCAGCUGUGACCCAUUGAACAGGCUUCUACGCGAGUCAGCUACGUUGAGUGCUACAUGCAGAAAACUGCUGCAAAAACAUGCCGGUCUAGCUCAGCAACGGCUCUACUCGGGUUUGGACUUUAGCAGAGUGCUUACCAGCUGGCUGGAAGACAACGAACUGCAACAAUUAUAUUCUACGCUUCUCGAGAAAUCCACUACUCUUAUCUUCGAAACGAAUAAGGCCAUCCUUCUUCAGCGGUUCUCACCGGUAUCCGAGCUCACAAGGCUCUUGCUAGCCGUAUCUCGAAGAUUGCAAGAGAUGGCCUCAUCAUGCAUGUCGCCAAACGAUAAAGUCCUUGCAAUGACCAGAUUGUUCGAAGAGCGAUUUCUGACCCAAUGGAACCGCAUGGAUUGCAAUUCUUUCCGAUAUGACGAUGUAAAGCCUUUGCUAAGUCAGUUUCAAGGUCCCAUUAGUGCACCAUUGGUAGAUGCUGCCAAUUCAAGGCAAAGAGGCUAUUUCAAACUGACAUUGCCGAAGUUCGGAUACCACGACCACCUGGUAGAGCUUCUUCAAUUAAGAACUGGGGAGCUAGGGAUCUACACGGUGACUUCAGGGCAUCUUUCACCGAUGUCUGUGGAUCAGAUUGCGCAUCUUGUGCUUGUCAGCCAGAAUUUCAAGUCAGUGCAGUUGGGUAGGUCACUACUUUUCCCAGUCCUGAGACCAAGUGAUCUCAAGAUAAUCUCUGUGAGCCGCAACAGUAUCGAACUGGAAGCCAAGACCGACAACGGUGUCAAGCUCACGCUGGUUGCACUUGAUUCCUCACAAUGGAAUAACAGUUGGAAGUCAUACCUCAAUAUGAUGUUUUCUGAAGGCUCUCACGAGGCGAUCUUGCCUUCUGAGCAACAAACUUCCUCUUCACUACCACUGACCAGAUCAACGCACUAUUUGGAAAUUUUAAAGGCUAAGCACGACAAACUUUCCGCUCUUCGCCCUGACGAUGUCGCAGGUCUGGGGUUCAGCAUAAAAGACACCCCUUCACAACCAAGCAAAGUCGUGGAUUCACGCAAUGUCUCCCAAUUGCAUAAGUCAAAACCUCUGGAUGGUUCAUUGAUGUCACCAGUCUCUUCCCUUCAUGCUCUGGAGGAUUUGGAUGAUUUGGGAUGCGAAUCGCUGCUUCAACUGGAUCAUGACAUCAAUAUGCCAGAGUCACCAGUCUCACAUUUCGAACAAAGCUUCAGCGCUCAGAACUUCAAAAGGGUCGAUUCCGGUUCAUCAGUAUCGAGAGAGGAAGUUUCUUCCGGUGAAUACGCGGAAGACGGUGAAAGCAUUGUGUCGUCUGUGGACGAUGGAAAAGACGAGGAAGCUUUCGAUUUGAGCACCGAGUUCUAUAGACCACAAUUGACCAGAAGGAAAUCAUCAUCGCUAUUGAGUAUCUUCAGCUCGAAUAAAGCAAAAUCCUCGUCUAAAUUGUCCAAGAGUUUGGCGCUGGAGCUUCCGUCUGGGAACUCAACUGCAAGCCUACUAAAAGUUCCCAGAGUACAAUCACCUGCGAAUGAAACAUCUACUACCUCUCAGCAGGACGAAUAUUGUGUUCUCCCUGCUGAGAUUAAUGUUAAUGAAGGCUUCCAAAUAUGUGACCAUAACGUCAAAGUAUCGCAUUGGUAUGCCAACAGUUGGAAAUUACUCUCUUUCCAAUCUCUGUCUUUUAAGCUACAUGAAACUACUGAAGGUAAGGUUGUGUGUAUGCUUUGCAGCACUAAAGACAACAGAAAGCUGAAAAUUUGCGCGUUUGUGACACCAGACUGGAAGGUCACCAGACCAGCAGCACAGGAUGUGCAAUUGAGAAUUCCAAGCACCAGCUUUCUCGCUUCAACUCUGCCUAACGGUCCUUCUGUCAUCAGUCUAAGAUGUCAACAAAUUGACAAGUUGAUGAACACAUUGCACCACUGCAUUAGACAGAACCUUCCUUCGAGGAUACGAGCCUCGAACACUUCGGGCACUCUGUCUACCACAUCAUCUACAUUCAGUGCGAUGGAUAAAUCCGUGUCGCGCUCGGAUACAACUUCCACAGGUCUGUCAUCGAUUGCACAAGAUAUUUUUAGCCGCUACAAGGAAGAAACCAUUUCCCUUUUACUUUUGUCCAACGUCAAAGUUCGACUUCAUCACAGAAAUGGUCAGGCAGGGUGGGAAAUCAAGGAUAAAGGUUUGCUAGGCCUGUACUCGCAGGAAUUGCGGGGCCAUAUCAUAGGCAUGAAAUUCGAUAUUAUAAUGGGAAGCGCGAAGAAGCAAGAAUACGUGAGUAAAAUGGGUGACAUCAAAAGAAUUGGCCGGACCGGAAUUUCAUUGGUUCACGAUGACAGCGAUUACCUGGUCGAGUUUAGAAAUCAGAUUGUCGCUAACGAAGUCUUUAAAUUGAUUUCAUGCCUGAUAUAA